Messenger RNA from Phytophthora sojae, 2268 nucleotides. RefSeq lists its product as hypothetical. Gene Ontology annotation, molecular function: ATP hydrolysis activity; ATP binding. NCBI's taxonomy places the organism in Eukaryota, Oomycota, Peronosporomycetes, Peronosporales, Peronosporaceae. Bases 1 to 2268 code for a protein of 755 amino acids. The record is from RefSeq and is a predicted model, not a curated record. The transcript has a single exon. Gene Ontology annotation, cellular component: cytoplasm.
AUGGAGCUGCUGGAGGCGCGCGUGCAGUUCGUGCGCGCGGGCGCCCGCUCGGCCCGCACCGUGUCGAAGGUGUACUUGAACCCGAACGAUAUGGCGCAGUUCGGGCUCGAAUCGGGCGCCUACGUGACGCUCCACACGUCCGACAAGGUGAAUGACACACCCUCGUUGCUGCUGUGUGGCCUGGCGUGGCCCAUGGACAAGAUCAAGCGGCGCGGCGUCGGCCUCAGCUCCAUGUGGGAGGCUGCAGUGGCCGAGCAGCAAGUGGAGACGGUGACGGUGCAGAUUCUACAGAACUCAAGUGCUGUAGCCAAGAGCGUCGCGCUGAGACUGGUGUCCAGGGCGUCGACGCGCAAGCAGAAGCUGUCCGAGAAGGAGCGCACGCUGCUGACGCGCUGCAUCUCCGCUAUGAUUGACGGGGCGUUGGUGCACAGUGGAGCGUUGAUUUCGUUGCCGCUGCAUGGUGUAAACUCGGUUUUCCGAGUGGAAAAGGUUGAUGGAGGCAGUGGAGAUAACCAGAGCAUUGUGAGUAUCGCUGCGGCCAAGACGGCGCUGACGGUGUCAUGGGAGGAAAAACAGGAGGAGCUUGUGGUGGAGAAGAAAAGCGUAGGGCCGACUGAAGCUGCAGGGAAGGCCAAACAGGACGGGUUUUCGGCGAUUGGAGGUCUGCACGAGGAGCUGAAGGCCAUCCGCGAGGUGGUGGAGCAGCCGCUGACGAACCCGGAGACGUUCGAGAGAUUUGGCUUGCCGGCGCCGAAGGGGGUUCUACUGUUUGGACCGCCCGGAACGGGUAAGACGUUGAUCGCAAGGACAUUGGCGCGGGAAUUGAACGCGCGCGUGUUCACUAUCAACGGGCCGGAGGUUGUGAGUAAGUUUGUCGGCGAGAGUGAGGCGAACCUGCGCGCUGUGUUCGCGCAGGCUGCGCGCGAGGCGCCGUCGCUCGUGUUCAUUGACGAGCUGGACGCUAUCUGUCCGAAGCGUGAUUCUCGAGUGGGUGACAUGGAGCGUCGGCUAGUGGCCACGCUGCUCACGCUGAUGGACGGCCUGAGCGCGUCACGACAAGUUGUCGUGCUGGCGGCGACAAACCGACCAAAUUCGCUCGACCCUGCGGUGAGAAGACCUGGCCGAUUCGAUCGUGAGGUGGAGAUCGGCAUUCCAAGGGCCAAAGACCGACUGGCCAUUCUUCGAGUGGCCCUGCGCCGCCUACCGCACAAGCUCACGAACUCUGAACUGCAGGAGCUGAGCUCGAGUGCCCACGGAUACGUGGGAGCUGACCUCAGUGCACUAUGCAAGGAGGCCGCGCUACUAGCGCUUCACCGCGCGUUUGCGGACAAUGCUCAGUCUACUGGCGCGGUGUUGGCCAGCUCGGACUCGCUACCGGCCUUUGAAGUGACGCUGAGCGACCUGAAGCUGGCGAUGCGAGGAAUUCGGCCCAGCGCUCUGCGUGAGAUUUCAGUGGAUGUGCCUCGCGUGCUGUGGAAUGACAUCGGUGGCCAAGACGCGCUUAAGCAGGCCCUUCGCGAGGCGGUGGAGUGGCCGCUACAGCAUCCAGAGGCCUUCACGCGCAUGGGCAUUCGCCCCCCUAAAGGCGUGCUGCUGUACGGACCUCCUGGUUGCAGUAAAACACUGGCAGCAAAGGCGCUGGCGACGGAGAGCGGCAUGAACUUUAUUGCUAUCAAGGGCCCCGAGCUGUUCAGCAAGUGGGUGGGCGAGUCCGAGCAGCAAGUGCGUGAGGUGUUCCGCAAGGCCCGUGCUGCUUCACCGACUGUGGUCUUCUUCGACGAGAUCGACGCCCUAGCCAGCACUCGUGGAUCGGGCGGUGGCAGUGGCGCCUCGGACCGAGUGCUCAGUCAGCUACUGACUGAGCUGGACGGACUCGAGCCGCUGAAGCGCGUCUUGGUCGUGGCUGCAACGAACCGCCCGGACCUGCUAGACCCCGCCCUGAUGCGGCCCGGCCGCAUUGAUCGCGCGCUGUACGUGUCCCCGCCUGACGUCCCAGUGCGCGAACAGAUCCUGCAAAUCCACACGCGGAAGACGCCAUUGGCAUCAGACGUGAGCCUGGCUGAGCUGGCCAUCGCCACCGCUCGGUUCUCGGGCGCAGAACUCCAAGCGCUCUGUCGUGAAGCUGCCUUGCACGCAGUCGAAGAAGACCGCGCGGCCGUCAACGUGGCAAAAAGGCAUUUCGUCCGCGCGUUGUCCAUCGUAACACCGCAGAUCGACGACCGGAUGCUAGCGUUCUUCGAGCGCUUCCGAGACGGACAGAGGAGAUAG